This is a messenger RNA of Drosophila ficusphila, 1022 nucleotides long. It is a transcript of the gene E(spl)mbeta-HLH, whose product is annotated as enhancer of split mbeta protein. The transcript has a single exon. The record is from RefSeq and is a predicted model, not a curated record. Lineage: Eukaryota; Metazoa; Arthropoda; Insecta; Diptera; Drosophilidae. Gene Ontology annotation, molecular function: protein dimerization activity; RNA polymerase II cis-regulatory region sequence-specific DNA binding; DNA-binding transcription factor activity, RNA polymerase II-specific. Gene Ontology annotation, cellular component: nucleus. Gene Ontology annotation, biological process: anterior/posterior pattern specification; regulation of transcription by RNA polymerase II; regulation of neurogenesis. The coding region runs from base 167 to 751 and encodes 194 amino acids.
GAUCCCACAGCCAGCCGACUCAUUCAAAGCUCCGACUUCGUUGCGUGCACACAGAUACUCGCUCUAUUCCGAGAUCCAGUGGAACACUUCGUCUGUGGAUUACGCGAGUUUACAACUUCUUACUUACUUACCCACCAACUAAACAACCAAACCAACCAAAUCAACCAUGGUUCUGGAGAUGGAGAUGUCCAAGACCUACCAGUACCGCAAGGUGAUGAAGCCCAUGCUGGAGCGCAAGCGCCGCGCCAGGAUCAACAAGUGCCUGGACGAGCUGAAGGACAUCAUGGUGGAGUGCCUCACGCAGGAGGGCGAGCACAUCACCCGCCUGGAGAAGGCCGACAUCCUGGAGCUCACCGUGGAGCACAUGAAGAAGCUUCGUGCCCAGAAGCAGCUGCGUCUUUCUAGUGUCUCCGGUGGAGCCGCAUCCGCCGAUCCCAAGCUCAGCAUCGCCGAGAGUUUUCGCGCUGGUUACGUUCAUGCCGCCAACGAGGUGUCCAAAACCCUGGCUGCUGUUCCCGGAGUGAGUGUGGAUCUGGGCACCCAGCUGAUGAGCCAUCUGGGUCACCGGCUCAACUACCUGCAGGUGGUGGUUCCCUCGCUGCCCAUCGGAGUGCCCCUCCAAGCUUCCGGCGAGGAUCAGGCCAUGGUCACCCCGCCGCCGUCGGAAUGCGGCAGUCUGGAGAGCGGAGCCUGCAGCCCGGCGCCCAGCGAGGCCAGCUCCACUUCGGGUCCCAUGUGGCGACCCUGGUGAUCAGUGGACUCGGGAUGAACCUCACCUGAAUCGCCUUCGAGCGGAAGGCUUCUACAAAUCGUCGCCCCAGAGGAGUGCUGGAACCGAAACCGCACCGAAACCUUUGGAGCUCUUCAAUCGCUGCCCAGGAUUAGCUUUCCCAGCAGCCCAAUCUCUAGCAGAGCCUCAAAUUCCGGCUAUAGAGAGCGGAAGCUUCACCAGGAAAUCACAAGAAAAAGAAUUCCGAAAAGAAACUGAUUUCAAAAUUAAAAUAAAUGAAAUUGCAACUUAA